GGGUCAAAGCCUCCAGUACCUAGAAAGGACAAAAACAAACAGCAUGUUUAGAAGUCUGGCAGAAAAGCAAACCUGCUCUGGAUUGGUUGUGCAGUACGGAGUCUGCACAGAAAUGUUGAUCUCAUGCGCUGUCCGGUUAAAAGGAGUUUUAUUGCUGAGAUGACAAUCUUUGUUAGACAGCUGGGUAGAAGGGUUACUGCUCGUGAGCACGGCUCUACAAAGAAGCUGGCUGCCCAGUCUUGCGCUCUCUCUCUUGUCCGUCAGCUGUACCAUUUGGGGGUUAUAGAAGCUUACACAGGACAAACUAAGAAAAAAGAAGGAGAAAGCGUAGAUGUUUAUCCAGUUAAUGUCAAUGAUGAUGUCCAACACCAGCUGUACAGUGUUGUGCAGGAACUUGGCAUCCACAUCCCUCCUCCUCCUCAAGACCCCAACAGUCCAGUGUCUCUGGUGCAAGGGAAAUUGGCUCAUUUUGAACCCUCUCAAAGGCAGAGCAUGGCAGGUGUGGUGCCGUGGUCUCCACCACAGGUCAACUGGAACCCUUGGACCAGCUCCAACAUUGACGAAGGACCACUAGCAUUUUGCACCCCAGAACAGAUCAGCAAUGACCUUCUGAAUGAGCUCAACUAUCAGCUUGAACAGGACCAAAAUCUGCAGACGAUUCUAACGGAACGAAGUCAGCUACCAGUCAAGAACUUUCAGGAGCAAAUCAUGUCCACCAUUUACAAUAAUCCAGUGGUCAUCAUCCGUGGAGCUACCGGCUGUGGAAAGACCACUCAGGUUCCUCAGUACAUCCUGGACGAGUUCAUUAAGGGAGGCAGAGCUUCCGAUUGCAAUAUCGUUGUUACUCAGCCAAGACGUAUCAGUGCUGUUUCAGUGGCAGAACGCGUGUCUUUCGAGAGAGGUGAAGAUGUGGGCAAAAGCUGUGGCUACAGUGUGCGCUUUGAGUCUUUCCUGCCCAGACCUCAUGCCAGCAUCCUCUUCUGCACAGUUGGGGUGUUACUGAGGAAGCUAGAGUCUGGUAUCCGUGGGAUUAGUCACGUGAUCGUGGAUGAAAUCCAUGAGAGGGACAUAAAUACUGAUUUCCUGUUGGUGGUGUUGAGAGACGUGGUCCAGGCUUACCCUGAUGUGCGUGUCAUCCUCAUGUCUGCCACCAUUGACACCACCAUGUUUAAGGAAUACUUCUUCAACUGUCCUGUCAUCGAGGUACAUGGACGUGCACAUCCUGUGCAAGAGUAUUUUCUAGAAGACUGCAUUCAGAUGACUCAGUUUGUACCACCACCAAUGGACCGGAAGAGAAAAGAUAAAGAUGACGAGGGUGGAGAUGAGGAUGUGAACUGUAAUGUCAUCUGUGGUUCUGAGUACAGUCCAGAAACCAAGCGUGCCAUGUCUCAGCUGAACGAGAAGGAAACCUCAUUUGAGCUGAUUGAGGCUUUGCUGAAAUACAUUGAAACUCUGGAAGUACCAGGAGCUGUGCUAGUCUUCCUUCCAGGCUGGAACCUCAUCUAUUUUAUGCAGAAACACCUGGAGAUGAACCCACACUUCGGUGGUCACCAAUACCGAAUCCUGCCCCUUCACUCUCAGAUCCCGAGGGAAGAACAGAGGCGAGUGUUCGAGCCUGUGCCAGACGGUGUGACUAAGGUCAUUUUGUCUACUAACAUUGCUGAGACCAGCAUCACCAUCAAUGAUGUGGUCUUCGUACUCGACUCCUGCAAGCAGAAGGUGAAGCUGUUCACUUCUCACAACAAUAUGACAAACUACGCCACUGUGUGGGCCUCAAAAACCAACCUCGAGCAGAGGAAAGGGCGUGCUGGCCGAGUCAGACCAGGCUUCUGCUUUCACCUGUGCAGUCGGGCUCGUUUUGAAAAACUGGAGACCCACAUGACUCCAGAGAUCUUCCGUACGCCGCUGCAUGAGGUGGCGCUCAGCAUUAAAUUACUGAGGCUUGGAGGCAUUGGGAAUUUCCUGUCCAAAGCCAUCGAGCCACCACCAUUGGAUGCCGUUAUUGAGGCUGAACAUACUCUGAGAGAGCUGGAUGCUUUAGACAGUAAUGAUGAGCUCACUCCACUGGGACGCAUUCUGGCCAAACUGCCCAUCGAACCACGACUGGGGAAGAUGAUGAUCAUGGGAUGCAUUUUUAAUGUUGGAGAUGCAGUUUGCACCAUCUCAGCAGCAACCUGUUUCCCAGAGCCCUUCAUCAACGAGGGAAAACGCCUUGGCUUUGUUCAUAGAAACUUUGCAGGCUCACGUUUCUCCGAUCACGUGGCCUUGCUCUCUGUCUUCCAGGCCUGGGAUGAAGUUCGGGUGGGAGGUGAGGAUGCAGAGAUUAGGUUUUGUGAGCACAAGAGGCUGAACAUGCCCACAUUAAGGAUGACCUGGGAGGCCAAAGUCCAGCUGAAAGAGAUCCUUGUUAACGUUGGCUUCCCUGAAGAGUGUCUCCUAAAUCAGGUGUUUAACAACGUGGGACCAGAUAAUAACUUGGAUUUGGUCAUCUCUCUGUUGACGUUUGGUUCCUAUCCCAAUGUGUGUUACCACAAAGAAAAGAGGAAGAUCCUGACUACAGAAGGACGAAAUGCUCUCAUCCACAAAUCCUCUGUCAACUGUCCUUUCAGCAACCAUGAUUUGAAGUAUCCAUCUCCAUUUUUUGUCUUUGGGGAAAAGAUCCGAACUCGAGCCAUCUCAGCCAAAUCCAUGACUCUUGUCAGUCCUCUUCAACUCAUUCUGUUCGGCUCAAAGAAGAUCACAUCCAAUGGAGAAGUUGUUGAGCUUGACGACUGGAUCAAACUGCAGAUUCCUCAUGAUGUGGCUGCUGGUGUGGCCGGCCUGAGGGCAGGAUUGGAGGCGCUGGUGGUGGAAGUGACCAAAGAUCCAGAAUACAUCAGGAAUCUGGAUCCUCUCAAUGAGCGCUUGCUGAACGUCAUUCGGCUCGUGUCGAGACCCUCGUCAGCAGGCAUCAACCUCAUGGCCUCCAACCCACGCUUUGGAGAUGGUCCACGUCCACCUAAGAUGGCCCGGACUGACUUUGGAGGCGGUGGAGAUUUUAGGGGAGGAGGAGGAUACAGAGGUGGUGGAGGAUACAGAGGAGGUGGAGGAGGAUACAGAGGAGGUGGAGGAUAUCAGGGUGGUGGGGGAGGAUAUCGUGGUGGAGGCGGUGGAGGAUACAGGGGGUAUGGAGGAGGAGGUGGAUAUAGGGGAUCUGGGGGAUAUAGGGGGUCUAGUGGAGGUGGAGGUUACGGAGGCGGAGGGAGAGGAUUCAGAGGAGGAGGAGGAGGAGGUGGUGGUGGCGGCUGGGGGGGAAACAGGGGUGGAUAUUAGAAUUGAUCGUCUGAGCAUGGAUAUAUGCAAGAAGGUAAAUUAUGUGUAAGUUUGGUCGGUUCUCAGUCUUUUUUCUUUUUAUUUGUAAGAAAGCAUGACAAAAAUAAAAACAUUAAUGUCAUACUGUAUACUAAUGACAGUAAUUUUGGCUAAUAGUUAAUAAAAAAUAGCUAUUUGUGACCAUCAGUGUCUCAAUCCUUUUUUUAUUGAUAGCAAAUAUAUGCUUAGUGUUGUAUUCUAAUAAAAAUCAUCAGUUUUUUUAUUAUUAUUGUGUUUUAAAUCAAUUGUUCUCCACUGCUUGUUUAAGCAAAUUUUUAAUCAGAUAUUAGCACUGCAGCAAUUCAACGCAUUUAGGGAUGUAGACAUUAUGAUGAUACAAUACUUCUGUUCAAACAGCAUCAGAAAGAGGAAGAAUAGUGAUUUAAGUUGAUCCCUAAUGAAUUUACUUCCUAUCAAUUCAACUUCAAUUGCUUGUAAACCUUUAUGAGUUUCUUUAUUCUGUUCAAAGUCAGUGGUUAUUGGGUUCCAGCUUGCUUUAAAAUAUAUUAGUUUGUGUUUAACAGAAUACAGAAACUCAUAAAUGUCUGGAACAAGUGUCGGCGCCUAUAGCCUAAUGGUUAAGUGUGACAAAUAGCACCAUGAUGCUCACGACAACCCGGGUUAGAUUCGCAGCUCAAGGUCCUAUGUCAAUCCUCCUCUUUCUGUUCCCAAUGUUUCCUGUUUGUGUCUGUCCUCCUAAUAUCCUAUUCCAGUAAAAAGUGGAAAUAAAUAAAUAAAUUAAAUAGAAAAUGUCUGGAUUAUUGACACAGAUGAACUAUUCAGCCAAAUUGAAUGAAAAAGGGAAGUUUAACCUGAUAACAGCAACAUGUACCUGACAAACUUGUCUGUCUGUCUGUGUGCGCGCGUGCAUGUUAAUAAAAUAAGGCUAAUUUUAAUCUGUAAGAAAAUUGUUGAAAACCCAAACUCAAACUUACUGGUGUGAAUCAAAAACUCAGUUUCCAGAUGUGUGCUUUUGCAGCAACUCCUGACAAGUAUUGUAUCCAGAUUGAGCAAUGCUUAAGAUAUGAAUGUCAAAUCUGUUUUUUUUAUGAAUAACAAAAUAAAUGAAAUAUUUGUAGUUGGAA
Danio rerio (zebrafish) is the source of this 4436-nucleotide messenger RNA. The record is from RefSeq and is a predicted model, not a curated record. Lineage: Eukaryota; Metazoa; Chordata; Actinopteri; Cypriniformes; Danionidae.